GGCUCCUCCUGCUCCUCCUGCUCCUCCGGCUCCUCCUCGCCGGUGUUAGCGGCAGCAGGAUCAGGAUGUGUGGCUGUGUUCUGGUGUAGGAUGGAUCAGGACUGCGGUGUGUGGUGUUCAGGGAGUUUCCUGUCACUGAGUGAACAGGAGCAGAGCUUUUACUCAGGGUUACACGGACUGUGUCAGAGUCACACUGUUACUGUUACUGCUGCUGCUCCUGCUGCUCCUGCUGCUCCUCAUCUUCAUCAUCCUCUUCCUCCUGCUCCCGCUCCUGCUGCAGAAAACACCGGGAACCUGUCGUCUGUGAAGGUGGCGGAGCUGUUUAAGGCGUCCGGACUUCAUCCUGAGCUUCUGCACAGAGUGACUGAGGUGUGUGGCGCGAGGCAGCUGGGUUACUUCGGUACGCCUCAGUUCUACGUGGCUCUGAAGCUGCUCGCCGCCGCUCAGGCAGGUUUGCCUGUUCGCCUGGACAGUGUCACAGCCACCAAUCUACCUCUGCCCAGAUUUGUGGGGAUGAAGAAUGAAGCAGAGAUGAGAUACUCGUCGCUGCCUCUCUGUGCAGAAGCUCAGUGUGGAUCAGGGUCGUGGACUCCGGCUGACAGAAGCAGCUUCAGGCGCCUGGAGGCCACCGUGGAGAAGAAGGAACCCUGGUCUCCGCCUCGAUCACCACACACUUCCCCGCCUCUCUCUCCAGCGACGUAUCGCAGCUACUCGUGCGUCAAACACAAAAAUGGAGCCGACUCACAAAUCAUCUAUGAAGGGACGCAGACAAAAUGGCCGCUGGCUCAGCUGGAGCAGCACUCCUCCCCCAACAAGUACGCAUCCAAACCCACGGUGGAACAUCCUGUCAUGACCCGGGCUUCUUCAUCAGAGAGGAUAAACCGUCCAGAUGUGGAUGAUUAUUGUGACACUGACCCCUGGAGGAUCACAGAGGAACAGCUCGACUAUUACACCAACCAGUUCAGGAGUCUUCAGCCGGACCUGGGCGCUCUGAUCCUCGGAUCUGUGGCCAAAAACUUCUUCACUAAAUCCAAACUCCCCAUCCCUGAACUGUCACACAUCUGGGAGUUGAGUGACGUGGACAGAGAUGGCGCUCUAACCUUCUCUGAGUUCUGCACAGCGUUUCACCUGAUUGUGGCGAGAAAGAACGGCUACGCUCUGCCGGAGAGUUUACCUGUGACUCUGAGACCUCAACAAGAGGAGGAGCAGGAGGAGCAGGAGGAGGUGAUGAAGAUGAAGGAGGAGGAGAACAUGGUCGACACUCCUGCAAGCACAGAGCCGCUCAUCGUGUUUGAGGACGACGCUGCACCUCGACACAGUCACAUGAGUCGCAGCAGAUUUGAGACGAGUUUAACAAAACAAUCUUUAAAAGAAGAAUCGUGUCAACAAGACGAUGAUUUGACGAGAGCGACGACGUCACAGCAGAAACCUGUUCUACCAAUCUGUGCUUUUCCUCAGAGACCAGAACCUCCUCAGGAUCUGGACCCACAGAUGAGGACCAGAACCAGGCCCAGGUCUUACUCCAGCACAUCCUUUGAAGACGCUCUGAAGAAAACCGAGGAGCCUCCGACGCCUCCACCACGACCCCAGAAGACCCACUCCAGAGCCUCGUCACUGGACCUCAACAAGCUGCUCCAGCAGGGGGCGCCAGGAGUAAAAAGUGCUGGAUGGUUACUUCCUCCCCCAGCUCUGCCUCCAAGACCGUCGGCCUCUCAGGUUUCUCAUUUCAUCUCUGCCACAGAGAAAAGUGCUCAGAGUUCAGUUCAGCAGCCAAACUUCGCUGACUUCAGUCACUUCAAAGAAGAGGAGGAGAUCAGUGUCAAACCUGAGGACCCGUGUCCACCGUCCAGAUUUGUUCCAAGCGCUGAGAACUUGACUUCAAAACAGGACGUCGUCGUGGUCGCUGGUUCCUCUCAGGUGCCGCAGAAACCAGUUCGCAAGAAGUACCACGCUGAGACUCAGAGCGCAGAGACCCUGACGCCGCCGUCGGUCCCGCCCACCGCCGCCGCGUCCUUCCCUCACCCGACAAAACCUGCUCAAAAGCAGAAGAGGGAGAUCCAGACGGCGAUCCGGAAGAACAGGGAAACCAACGCGGUGCUGACACGCCUCAACAGUGAGCUCCAACAACAACUCAAGGUGGUUCACCGGCAGAGAGUCGCGCUGGAGUCGCAGCUGGAUCUGCUGCGACCUCUGACCUCCACAUGACGGAGUCAGGGGUUUGAAUCCCGUCACUGAUGUUCACCCGUGUCUCUGUGUGAGUGAAGACACACAAAAGGGCUGAUGAUCGACACAACAGUUACACACUGAAUUUUCCUUGAUUUGACUUUUAACUGUCGUGUAUUUUUUUAAAAUCAUUGAUGUAAAAUAUCUCGUUAACUUAUUUUUCUCCCCGUUCUUUUUGAGUUACUUCACCGGAGAAAACACAUGUAACAUUUUACUGUUAAAAUGAUUCAGGUUCAGGUUUUGUUUUGUGUUUUAAAUGUGGUUGUGUGACGUGCUGCCGGUCUGUUUGAGCGCCCCCUGCUGCUUUAGACACCGAGGCUCACUCUCAGUGAAAACAUG
Molecule: messenger RNA, 2562 nt
Organism: Solea senegalensis (Senegalese sole)
Lineage: Eukaryota; Metazoa; Chordata; Actinopteri; Pleuronectiformes; Soleidae
Gene: reps2
Product: RALBP1 associated Eps domain containing 2
Exons: 19
Coding region: 91-2205 (704 amino acids)
Biological process (GO): endocytosis; endosomal transport
Cellular component (GO): plasma membrane; cytoplasm
Molecular function (GO): calcium ion binding; protein binding
Source: RefSeq, a predicted model, not a curated record